UUCAGCAAAUAUUAUUCAUCCCCUGCAAUUUGUAACCUCCAUUUCUGUUCUGUUAUCAGUCUUUGCUGCUGUUUAUAUUGGGACUAGCUUCACAGUACAUCAGGAAUGAAAACGCAUCAUCCCAUUUCCUUAGUUUCAAGUUUCCACUAAGAGUGUCAAAAUCAUAUAUGGCCACCCUCCACCAAUUCCUCCUUGAAAUCAGAGCAGUUCCCUUUGCCACCCCUUUAUUUCUUGCCGCUGUGUCUUGGCUCUUCUUGUAUUACAUCCGAGUUUCUUACUUUACCAACAAAAAGAUGAGCAAUACUUUUGUCAAUCUCCCUCCUGUUCCAGUGGUUCCUGGGCUUCCGGUGAUCGGGAAUUUGCUGCAACUCAAGGAGAAGAAGCCGUACAUGACUUUCACGAGGUGGGCUGAGGAGUAUGGCCCUAUCUAUUCCAUCAAGACUGGGGCUUCCACCAUGGUCGUUCUCAAUAACUCCGAAGUUGCCAAAGAGGCCAUGGUGACCAGAUAUUCCUCCAUCUCAACCAGAAAGCUAUCAAAUGCACUAAAGAUUCUUACUGAUGAUAAGUGUAUGGUUGCAAUAAGUGACUACAAUGAAUUUCACAAGAUGGUCAAGCGAUACAUACUCGCAAAUGUUCUUGGAGCCAAUGCUCAGAAGCGACACCGGAGCAACAGAGAUAUCUUGAGAGAUAAUGUUUUGAGCCAAUUGCAUUCUCAAGUGAAGAGUUCUCCUCAAGAAGCUGUGAAUUUUAGAAGAGUUUUUGAGUCAGAACUCUUUGGACUUGCACUGAAGCAGGCCUUUGGAAAGGACAUAGAAAAGCCCAUUUAUGUGGAGGAACUUGGCACAUCACUUUCAAGAGAUGAGAUCUUUAAGGUUCUAGUGCUUGACAUUAUGGAGGGUGCAAUUGAGGUUGAUUGGAGAGAUUUCUUCCCUUACCUGAGAUGGAUUCCUAAUAAGGCCAUGGAAACAAAAAUUCAGCGACUCUAUUCCCGCAGGAAAGCAGUGAUGACUGCCCUGAUCAAUGAGCAGAAGAAGCGAAUUGCUUCAGGAGAGGAAAUCAAUUGUUAUAUCGACUACUUGCUUUGCGAAGGGAAAACACUGACAAUGGAUCAAAUAAUUAUGUUGCUGUGGGAGACUGUUAUUGAAACAGCAGAUACUACAAUGGUUACAACAGAAUGGGCUAUGUAUGAAAUUGCUAAAGAUCUGAAACGACAGGAUCAUCUCUAUCAAGAAAUCCAAAAGGUAUGUGGUUCGGAGAUAGUGACAGAGGAAAAGUUGUCCCAGCUGCCGUACCUGAAUGCAGUUUUCCAUGAAACUCUAAGGAAGCACAGUCCGGCUGCAUUAGUUCCUUUAAGAUAUGCACAUGAAGAUACCCAACUAGGGGGUUACUACAUUCCUGCUGGAACUGAGAUUGCAAUAAACAUAUAUGGGUGUAACAUGGACAAGCACCAAUGGGAAAGCCCCGGGGAAUGGAAGCCAGAAAGAUUUUUAGACCCGAAAUACGAUCCAAUGGAUUUGUACAAGACCAUGGCUUUUGGGGCAGGAAAAAGGGUAUGUGCUGGUUCCCUUCAGGCAAUGUUAAUAGCAUGCCCGACGAUCGGUAGGCUGGUGCAGGAGUUUGAGUGGAAUUUGAGAGCUGGGGAAGAAGAAAAUGUAGAUACCGUUGGGCUGACCACUCACAAACGUGAUCCAAUGCAUGCGAUCCUGAAGCCAAGGAGUUAGUCAUUCUCUGUAGGCAAGUAAGCCACAGUCGACAUGGAUUCUGUGAUCGUCAUCCCCAUAAUCGCCGGUGGCCGAAGCUAUGCUCAAGUUAGUGGACUCUUUUGUGUUUUCAGUUUGUUAUGGCCAGUUUUCACAGCCAAACUGGACAAACUUUGUUGCUAUGGCAGCUAUUCAAAUAAGUUGAGAGUAAUUUUAAAUGUUUUCACAGGUGAAAAUUUUUAAAUAGACACAUCUCUAUUGGUUUUCAGAGAUAUAUUAGCAUCCUUAUUGCUUUUAAUCUGGUCUAAUCUUCAGUUGCGCCUCUUUUUUGUUCAAUAAUCUUGCCCAUGGAUACGUAUUAAUGUCAGUUCUCGACA
Messenger RNA from Argentina anserina (silverweed cinquefoil), 2077 nucleotides. RefSeq names its product ent-kaurene oxidase, chloroplastic. The transcript has 8 exons. Gene Ontology annotation, biological process: gibberellin biosynthetic process. Gene Ontology annotation, cellular component: endoplasmic reticulum; chloroplast outer membrane. The record is from RefSeq and is a predicted model, not a curated record. Gene Ontology annotation, molecular function: ent-kaurene oxidase activity; heme binding; iron ion binding. Bases 168 to 1721 code for a protein of 517 amino acids. Lineage: Eukaryota; Viridiplantae; Streptophyta; Magnoliopsida; Rosales; Rosaceae.